Molecule: messenger RNA, 3800 nt
Organism: Tupaia belangeri chinensis (Chinese tree shrew)
Lineage: Eukaryota; Metazoa; Chordata; Mammalia; Scandentia; Tupaiidae
Gene: CIP2A
Product: cellular inhibitor of PP2A
Exons: 21
Coding region: 80-2806 (908 amino acids)
Source: RefSeq, a predicted model, not a curated record
GUCAAAAAAGCGCGGCGAAAGCUGGAGGCCGGAGCGGGCUGAGGGGUGGUGGUCGCAGGCGGGGACGUGGCGGUUAGGGAUGGACUCCACCGCCUGCUUGAAGUCCUUGCUCCUGACCAUCAGUCAGUACAAAGCCGUUAAGUCGGAGGCGAACGCAGCCCAGCUUUUGCGGCAUUUGGAGGCAAUUUCUGGACAGAAGCUCACACGACUGUUUACAUCAAAUCAAAUAUUACCAAGUGAAUGUUUGAGUUGUCUUGUAGAGCUACUUGAAGACCCAAAUAUAAGUGCUUCACUGAUUUUAAGUAUUAUCAGUUUGCUGUCUCAACUAGCUGUAGACAAUGAAACCAGAAACUGUCUUCAGAAUACGUACAAUCUGAAUGCUGUGCUGGCAGGAGUGGUUUGUCGGAGCAGCACUUGCCAUAAUGAGUCUGUGUUUUUGCAGUGCAUUAACCUUCUGCAGAAAUUAACAUAUAAUGUCAAAGUUUUCCAUUCUGCUGCCAACAUAGAUGAAUUAAUUACAUUCCUGAUAGAUCAUAUUCAAUCUUCUGAAGACGAGUUAACAAUGCCUUGUCUAGGAUUAUUGGCAAAUCUUUGUCGACACAACCUUUCUGUUCAAACACACAUAAAGACUUUGAGUAAUGUAAAAUCCUUUUAUCGAACUCUUAUAGCCUUCUUGGCCCAUAGUAGUUUAACUGUGGUUGUUUUUGCACUUUCAAUAUUAUCCAGUUUGACAUUAAAUGAAGAAGUGGGGGAAAAGCUAUUUCAUGCUCGAAACAUUCAUCAGACUUUUCAGCUAAUAUUUAAUAUUCUCAUAAAUGGCGAUGGUACCCUAACUAGAAAGUAUUCAGUUGACCUACUGAUGGAUCUUCUUAAGAAUCCUAAAAUUGCUGAUUAUCUUACCAGGUAUGAGCACUUUUCUUCAUGUCUUAAUCAAGUUUUAGGUCUUCUUAAUGGGAAGGACCCUGAUUCUUCUUCAAAGGUUUUAGAAUUACUUCUUGCCUUCUGUUCAGUGACUCAGCUGCGACAUGUGCUCACUCAGAUGAUGUUUGAACAAUCUCCAUCUGGCAACACCAUUCUGGGAAGCCAUUCUAAGUGUUUAGAACCUACCGUGGCUCUACUUCGUUGGCUGUGCUUACCUUUGGAUGGCUCAGAAAACUGCUCCGUUUUAGCACUGGAGUUAUUCAAGGAAAUAUUUGAGGACAUUAUAGAUACUGCUAACUGUUCCUCAGCUGACCGUUUUGUGACCCUUCUGUUGCCUACGAUCCUUGACCUACUUCAGUUUACAGAACAAAACCUGGAUGAGACCUUAAUAAGGAAAAAAUGUGAAAGAAUGGUCAAGGCUGUUGAAGUUUUGUUGACUCUGUGUGGAGACGAUACUCUGAAAAUGCAUGUCGCAAAAAUUCUGACUACUAUCAAGUGUACCACUCUGAUAGAGCAACAAUUUACAUAUGGCAAGAUUGAUCUGGGGUUUGGAACUAAGGUAGCAGAUUCUGAAUUAUGCAAACUUGCUGCUGAUGUAAUUUUGAAGACUCUUGAUUUGAUGAACAAACUUAAACAGUUGAUUCCUGGUAUGGAAGUAAGCUUCUACAAAAUCCUUCAGGAUCCACGUUUGAUCACUCCUUUGGCUUUUGCUUUGACAUCAGAUAACAGAGAACAAGUACAGUCUGGAUUGGGAAUACUGUUGGAAGCUGCCCCACUGCCAGAUUUUCCUGCUUUAGUACUUGGGGAAAGUAUUGCAGCAAAUAAUGCCUAUAGACAGCAGGAAACGGAACAUGUGCCCCGAAGAAUGCCUUUACCGUCAACAAGUCACAGUUUUCCAACAUCAGUAAAGUGUUUAACUCCUCCUCUUUCAAAAGAUAACAUUCCUGGAUUGAAUAUUGAGGAAUUAAUAGAGAAACUUCAGUCUGGAGUGGUGGUAAAGGAUCAAAUCAAUGAUGUGAGAAUAUCUGAUAUCAUGGAUGUAUAUGAGAUGAAACUGUCCACAUUAGCUUCCAAAGAAAGCAGGCUACAAGAUCUCUUAGAAGCAAAAGCUUUAGCCCUUGCACAGGCUGAUAGACUCAUUGCUCAAUAUCGCUGUCAAAGAACUCAAGCUGAGACAGAGGCACGGACACUUGCUGGUAUGUUGAGAGAAGUUGAGAGAAAAAAUGAAGAGCUUAGUGUAUUGCUGAAGUCACAGCAGGUUGAAUCAGAAAGAGCCCAGAGUGAUAUUGAGCAUCUCUUUCAACACAAUAGGAAGUUAGAGUCUGUGGCUGAGGAACAUGAAGUGCUCACUAAAUCCUACAUGGAACUGCUUCAGAGAAAUGAAACUACUGAAAAGAAGAAUAAAGAUUUACAAAUUACGUGUGAUUCUCUGAAUAAACAAAUCGAGACAGUGAAAAAGUUGAAUGAAUCGCUCAAGCAGCAAAAUGAAAAAACCAUUGCCCAGUUAAUAGAGAAAGAAGAACAGAGAAAAGAAGUUCAUUACCAGCUUGUAGACAGAGAAUAUAAACUGGCAAAUUUGCAUCAAAAAACAAAAGUACAAGAAGACAAGAUUAAAGUCUUACAAAAGGAAAAAGAAGAUAAGGAAGAAACCAUUGAUAUCCUUAGAAAAGAAUUAAGCAGAACAGAACAGAUAAGAAAAGAGUUGAGCAUUAAGGCUUCCUCUCUAGAGGUUCAAAAGGCCCAAUUAGAAGGUCGUUUGGAAGAGAAAGAGUCCUUGGUAAAACUACAGCAAGAGGAGUUGAACAAGCACUCACACAUGAUAGCAAUGAUCCACAGUUUAAGUGGUGGGAAAAUAAAUCCAGAAACUGUGAAUCUCAGUAUAUGAACAUUAUGGUAUUUUGGUAUUUGUAACCUAAUGGUGUUUUUGAUGUAUUUAUUUGAGGGGGAUGGGUAGGGGAAGAAAUUUGUGACUUCAAAACAGUAAGAAUUUAUUAUCUAAUAAUAUAGUAAAAAACCUGAUCUGAUGCAUGUUUUUUAUUUGGUCUUUAAUCAGAAAAACUUUUAAAACUUUUACUUUCUAUUUCUGGCUUUUAUUGCUUAAGAGUUGCUUUAAUUCUUAUAUUAGAAUAUUAUUUUUUAUUAAUUUUUUCUAUUUUAUAAUUUUUAAUUUAUGUUUAAUUGUACAUCUUUUAUGUGGUAUGGAUUUUCAAAGCAUGCAUGCAAUGUGCAAUAAUCAGAUCAAGGAAAAUAUACCAUAUUCAUCUUAUUAGAAUAUUCUUAAUCUUCAUUACUGUUUUUCUAAGGUUCUUUUCUUUUUCUUAAUUUCUUUCUACUCCUUUGCUUGUUUAGUUUGUUCUUGUUUGUGAUUAUUUACAUUUUUAAACCAAACUUUCUCUAUAUAAUAAUCCUAAAGAUUAAUCAACUGAAAAUAUAUAUAUUGGUAAAGAGAAAGAAGAUAUUCUAGAGAAGUUUUUGUUAGUAUAAAAAAUAUCAGUGAAUUUUAAAUUGCUUUUAUGAGUGUUUUAAAAUCAGUAGGAUAUAUGACCUAAGUCCUAAACUGAAAAACAAAAUGUGAUGAGUAGUUAUCAGAAAUAAUGUAUGAAAUUAGAAAAUGACUGUUUUGCUAAAUUGUUACAUUGUUUAUCUCAUAAGAAACUAAUAACUUAGAAAUUUUGUAAGCUGUCUUAGUUUUUUUUUCUCUCUUUAAAAAUGUUAUUUGUUGGUCCACUUAUAUCACUUCCAGUCAAUUAAUUAAUUUCUAUAGGUUUACGUAAGGAUAAUUUGGAUUCUACCCUUCCUGCAUAUUCAUAAAUUUAUUAUUUAUUGUGAAUUCUGAUGUGAAUUAUCUCUAAUGUAUUAUCUUUGAGUUCAGUAGUUUU